AUGAGUAUUCCAGCCAUAUUAGAUAAAUUGAAAAGUCUAUUUGAAAAUACCGAGCAGUUUGCACAAGAACUUAGAGAAGUUCCUUUUGUAUUACCGUCAUAUUGUACAUUUCGGUCUCAAAUAAUAGUCAUUUUUGAACUAGCAAUGUUAAUUGCAUCACCCUGUUGUGGUAUUCCAAUACAUAGCGAAAUUUCUAGUCGUUUAAUAGCAUUUAGUGAGUUUAUCGAUAAACAUAAGCAUCUCAUAAAUCCAUUUUGUGCCGAACUAGCAAAUUAUUUGGAUAAUAUCAAACCAUAUGAGAUUGAUAUUGAUCAUGUUCCUGCAAUUAGACUCAAUUUCUGGCCGAAAAUCUUAAAUCCGUUUAUCGAUCGAAUUACAAAGAAUCGACCUGAUGUACUUGAACCAAUAAUGAAAAGUAUCGUAUUUGUUGUACCAAAAUGGUCAAAAAUCACACCGGAACAUGAAGCACAUUUCGAAUUCCGUUAUUCGUUUUCAGAUAUUGAAAAAACGAUAGCACAACUUCGUAGUGAUGUGGAAAAAAGCCUAAAUAAAAUAGCAAAAAGUCUAUAUUACGAAAUUUUAUCGAAAGCAAAUGAUGUGCAAGUUGGCGAACAGUAUUUACCAUCUUACUUUGCAAAAACGACCGCACUUUGGAUAUGUGAACAAGAAAACUUAACUGAGUUGUAUCAAAAUGAACCAAAUAAAGACAUUUUUUUUCAAAGUUUAGCUGAAAAAUGGCGUCAAUACGCUAUUCGGUGCUUGAAAGAUCAUUGUUGUAAACAUUAUUUUACAGAAGAUAUCAAUAUACUACAACUCUAUGAAGAUGAAUUAAUGAAACUGGCGUUAGAAAAACUAGAGAAUUGGACAUAUAGGAGCUCUGUUACACCACCACGAGAUUAUUUUGAAUACGAUCCGAUGCCGUCAGAAGAAAGCAAAAUAUUUUUGCAGGGUGCAAAGAAAUUUGUAUUAGAUCCUGUUGCUGAAUUUGAAUUAAAAUCAGAUAUUCGUGAAUUAGAAAACAAAUAUUUUUUAAAAACUAAUUUAUCUGAUAUUAACGUAACAAGAUAUCUUGAAACGUUAUCAUUAGUUCCAUUAAAAAUUGAUAAAUGGAUCAAUUAUAUAGACUAUUUGCAAUCAUACAGAAGUAACGAACAACCUUUGAGAUUAAUAACGGUUAAUUUGUCUGAUGUGACAUUUUCACAUUUUAUAUUUACAUUACCAGUCGUAUUGUAUAUUCUUUUUCAAUUUGAUAUAUAUUUUGAUACAUUAGAACUUGAUGAAAAUCGAUUUAUAACCACUAGUGACAUAUUCAUUGACCAAAUGUUCAACAUGUUUGAUGUACAUUUUAAAGAGAAUUUAAAAACAUUAGAUCCUGAUCUAUGUGUAAUAGCAAAUGCGGGAAAUUUGCCAAAGGUAGCGGGUCAAGAAAUCAAUGAGAAACUGCGAGACAAUUUACAUUUUAAAGGAAAAGAUAUUGAUAGUUUGUCAUUCGAUUUGUUCAGUGCAGAACGAGAACAACAAAGUGAACCAGAGUAUUCGUCACUUCAAGAGUUUGUAAUGGAUAUGAUAUGCGAUGUUUUGUCUUGGAUUGAUAAUAAGACAACAGUUAACCAAGAUCCAUUCAAUUAUUUACGAAAAACAUUAGAAAAUGUCGGCUUAAAAAAUAUUUCUUCACAGUUAAGUAAAAUUAUAUUUGAUGACAUAUUUCGUGAAGAUGCUUCUAAUGAUCAAUUUCUAGAAGAACUUUCACUUGAGAUAAAAGUAUUUACGGGAGUGAGUCUAGAACAAUUCAAAAUAAUCUUAAGUUUUAUGAUAGAAUUACUAGGAAAUUUAAUGCUAAGUAUGAUGGACAUAUUUUUUGAUAAAGAUGAAGAAUUGAAAAUUCUCACAACUAUUGGCAAUUAUUUUUAUAUUCUGUCAGCAAUAUUUGAAUCAAGUAUCACAAAUUCGUUAACAAAUCAAAGAAUACUAGGAUUAGCAGACAUUUGGGCGCAACGACAAUUGGGCGUAUAUACGACAAAAGCAUUCAGUAAGAGUGCAUUUGUUAAAUUUGGUUUAAAGAAUGGCUUAUACAACUUGAAAGAAAAUCAACAACUACGUGAUUUGGUUGCAUUACAAAUCAGAGAUAAUCCAAAACUUCAUCAGCUACUCGACAAACCGGCAAAUUACUACAUUAAAUGGAUUCGUCAACCACAAAGUUGGGGUGGUUUCAUCGAACUUUCAAUACUUUCACGAUGGUUCAGAGUCGAAUUUGUUACAAUUGAUAUGAAAGCGAACUCUAGUAACAGGGGUGGAAAAUAUAUCUAUGGCAAUGACAAAAAUGAGUGUACUGAUAAGCGUAUUUAUUUAGUUUACACUGGUGACCAUUAUGAUCCUUUGUAUAUAUCGAUGAUUUCGCAACCGUACAGACAGAAACAGAACGAUACAUUAACAAAAUAUCCAAAGGAAGCAAUGUUUUCAAAAACAGAUACUUCAAAAUCACUUGGAAAAAUUGAUAUGUUGAUCGAUUCUUAUAUUACCAGUCAAAUACAUAGCACUGACUUAAAGCCGGUGAACAUCACAAUGUACGAUGAUAACGUUACUGAUCUUAUGCUGAUGUUGUGA
This is a messenger RNA of Didymodactylos carnosus, 2604 nucleotides long. NCBI's taxonomy places the organism in Eukaryota, Metazoa, Rotifera, Eurotatoria, Philodinida, Philodinidae. The record is from the annotation of a GenBank genome assembly.